CGCAGCCGCGCUGACGGAAGCCAUCGGAGGGGAAGGCUGGAAAAGACAAGAUGGCGGAGUGAGUGGGCUGCGCUUUGUGAGGACGGCCGCGACCCUCAAACAUCGACAAAAACCCUCCGAACGGACGUUCCGAGUCACCCGUUACCGGCGUUACUCUGGUCUUGACCCCUUGGAUCGAAGGAGGCCGGGGUAUUUUUCCGGGCGGUGGCGGUGCGAGCUCAGACUCUGACGGGAGUUGUUGUUGGGCUAGGCCUCGGUCUCUCUCGGCCCUCGCUCCCCGCGACCAUCGACCCUCCGCCGGCCAGCGCUCCCCGCGAACACCGCUCCUCCGCGGGGCCACCAUGGCGAGCAGCAGCGGCUCCAAGGCCGAGUUCAUAGUCGGUGGGAAGUACAAGCUGGUGCGGAAGAUCGGCUCGGGCUCGUUCGGGGACAUUUACCUGGCCAUCAACAUCACGAACGGAGAGGAGGUGGCGGUGAAGCUGGAGUCACAGAAAGCCCGACACCCGCAGCUGCUGUACGAGAGCAAGCUGUACAAGAUCCUGCAGGGAGGGGUCGGGAUCCCGCACAUCAGGUGGUAUGGACAGGAAAAGGACUACAAUGUCCUAGUCAUGGACCUACUUGGACCCAGUCUGGAGGACCUGUUUAACUUCUGCUCUCGUCGGUUCACCAUGAAAACGGUCCUGAUGCUGGCAGACCAGAUGAUCAGCAGAAUUGAGUAUGUACACACAAAGAACUUCAUCCACAGAGACAUCAAACCAGACAACUUCCUCAUGGGCAUUGGCCGUCACUGUAACAAGUGUUUAGACUCGUCAGUGGGGAAGAGGAAAAGAAGCUUGGCUGUUAGCUCUUCUCAGGACCCAUCUUUCUCAGGAUUAAACCAGUUGUUCCUUAUCGACUUUGGUUUGGCAAAGAAGUACAGAGACAACCGAACUCGACAACACAUCCCCUACAGAGAAGACAAGAACCUGACUGGCACUGCACGCUACGCCUCCAUCAACGCACACCUGGGCAUCGAACAGAGUCGCCGUGACGACAUGGAGUCUCUGGGUUACGUGUUGAUGUACUUCAACAGAACCAGUCUGCCCUGGCAAGGAUUAAAGGCUGCCACUAAGAAGCAAAAGUAUGAGAAGAUCUCAGAAAAGAAGAUGUCCACCCCCGUUGAGGUCCUGUGUAAGGGUUUCCCAGCGGAGUUUGCCAUGUACCUGAACUACUGCCGCGGCCUGCGCUUUGAGGAGGCACCAGACUACAUGUACCUGCGCCAGCUGUUCCGCAUCCUUUUCAGGACUCUGAACCACCAGUACGACUACACGUUCGACUGGACCAUGCUCAAACAGAAAGCAGCGCAGCAGGGCGCCUCCUCGGGGGGCCAGGGGCAGCAGGCACAAACCCCCACAGGCAAGCAAACUGACAAACCCAAGCCUAACAUGAAAGGGUUCUGAGCGGCAGCAGCUGCUGGUGAUGGACCAACCAGCAGGGGGAGUGUUCCUGGAUGCUGACACGACUAGACCUGGGCGUCCUUCAUCAUAAGUAUCAGUGUAACGGAGCAUACCGACGUACACGCCUCUGCCGUGUCUUCUUCAUGUGUAUACGUCACUAAGAUCCACUCGGGAGUCGUCGUCUGUUUUUUUGUUUUUUAAUUUAGGAUGGAGGCUGUAGCCACUCCCUGUCCCCGGCACCCCUCCCCCAUCUGUCCUCUACUUUGACUUUUAUUUACCAGAUUUCUGUCUGACCGGCUGUCUGUCCGUCUGUCAGACACUCAGUUUCCUGUCCCAGUGGAGCCGCCUCACAUCCCCCAGAUAAACAUGUAAAGUGUUGGAAUGAUUGAUGAUGCAGCCCUGGAUGUUUAUUUACACCAGACUGGUGGUUUAUUUUCCUCCUUUUCUUUUGUUUCCAUGGUAAUUAAGAGUUUGCCUGUUGAAUUUGAGGAGCGAUGGCAGCGCUCACUGGUAGAACCAUACUUUUGCUUUCUCCUCUUUAGAACUCUGAAUUAAAUCUGUUGUAAAACCUAUGGUCUUCUCCAGAAAUGCCAAUAAAAAUCAUUACUAAACUCAGAA
This is a messenger RNA of Cololabis saira (Pacific saury), 2054 nucleotides long. RefSeq names its product casein kinase 1, alpha 1 (gene csnk1a1). The transcript has 11 exons. Gene Ontology annotation, molecular function: ATP binding; protein serine/threonine kinase activity. Gene Ontology annotation, biological process: negative regulation of canonical Wnt signaling pathway; signal transduction; peptidyl-serine phosphorylation. Gene Ontology annotation, cellular component: cytoplasm; nucleus. The coding region runs from base 342 to 1439 and encodes 365 amino acids. Lineage: Eukaryota; Metazoa; Chordata; Actinopteri; Beloniformes; Belonidae. The record is from RefSeq and is a predicted model, not a curated record.